Messenger RNA from Microstroma glucosiphilum, 762 nucleotides. RefSeq lists its product as hypothetical. The transcript has a single exon. Bases 98 to 619 code for a protein of 173 amino acids. The record is from RefSeq and is a predicted model, not a curated record. NCBI's taxonomy places the organism in Eukaryota, Fungi, Basidiomycota, Exobasidiomycetes, Microstromatales, Microstromataceae.
AGUCGCCAUCGAGGGGUUGCUUCUGUGCCUACUCUACCUUCUAUCCUAGUGUCUCGUGGCGAUAGACUGUACUUCGAGAACUCCUUGAGAUCCUCUGAUGAGCAGCGGGCCCAUCGGACGCACUACACGCAGUCGCACCGCCAAAGCCUCUCCACCUUCAGAUCCCACGUCAGUUGCCUCCGGGUCAAAGCCAAGUGCCUCUCCCUCCCCCUCGCCCGUCACUGGAAACCUAACCUCUUCACAAAAGACAAGGAUCACCAAGCCUCUCUCUUCCAGUCGCACACGUUCGUCCCGCCACUCGGCUCGUUCCUCUGCCUCCUCUUCGACUGGCAUACGCCGCUCUGCUGAGGACAGGCAAGACCUAGCGUCCCCACCUGCGCCCGCUUCACGCGGAAAAGGCCGGUCCCCGUCUGUCACUACCGCCACUGCCCGCCCGGCUCGUCCCACCGUGUCUCCAAAGUCGAGGACUAGCAGCAAGCGAGGCAGAGAGGAUACUGAGUCUGCAAGUCCUGCUCAGCCACGCAAUCAGCGCACCGACAACUCUUCCUCUACGACCGAUAGCCGCGCCAAGGGCAAAUCCAAAGCUGAGCUUCGAGAUUCUUCGGCGACUACCCAGUAAGUAUCUACGACUGAAGCUAGCAUCUAUACGGUCGUGAGAUCGUUGCGCUGGACUGACCGGUACUGUCUCUGUGCCCGCCAGACUCCGCCGAUCACCUCGAACGAGCAUUUCAGGCACCCAGGCAGCGUCUCCCUCCUCAUCAC